Paramecium pentaurelia is the source of this 668-nucleotide messenger RNA. The record is from the annotation of a GenBank genome assembly. Lineage: Eukaryota; Ciliophora; Oligohymenophorea; Peniculida; Parameciidae.
AAUGGGCGCAUAUAAGUAUUUACAAGAGCUCUGGAAAAAGAAGCAAUCAGAUGUGUUGAGCUUCAUUAUGAGAAUCAGAACAUGGGAAUACAGACAAUUACCAGUCAUCCACAGAGCAACUAGACCAAGCAGACCUGAUAAAGCUAGAAGAUUAGGAUAUAAAGCCAAACAAGGUAAAAGAGAUAAUGAUAAUGUUAGGCUAUGUUAUUUAUAGAGUCAGAGUUAGAAGAGGAGGCAGAAAAUUGUUGAUUAGAAAGGGACUUGUCAAGGGAAAGCCCAAGAGUCAAGGAGUCAAUUAAUUAAAGCCAACUAGAAACCUUAGAUCAGUUGCUGAAGAAAGAGUAGGCAGAAAGAUUGGAGCACUUAGAGUUUUGAACUCUUAUUGGGUUGCCUAAGAUGGAACAUACAAAUAUUAUGAAGUCAUCACAGUUGAUCCAUUCCACUCAGCAAUCAGAGGAGAUCCAAGAAUUAAUUGGAUCACUUAACCAGUUCAUAAGCAUAGAGAAUUGAGAGGUUUGAAUGAAAAUUAAUAUUAAAAGGUUUAACAUCUGCUGGCAGAAAGAGUAGAGGACUUAGAGUUAAGGGUCAUCGUAACAAUCAAACCAGACCAUCAAGAAGGGCUAAUUAUGCCAGAAGAAAUAGAAUUUCCCUUAGAAGAUUUAGAUGAU